UUUUUCUCCACUCUGACGAGCUCGGCAGAGAUGAAGACCGAAGAGCAGGCGUCGCUGCUGCGGAGAGACUCCGCGGCGUCUCCCGCCGGCGUGGCGGCCGUGCCGCGGCGCUCCUGGCGGCAGCUGCUGAUGAACGGGUCGAUCCUGCUCGGGCGGGAGUUCUGCUACGCUCUGGAGGCCGCCCUCGUGCUGCCCGUUCUCAUGACCAUCGGCAUGCCCAGGGAGAUGUACAGCAUCGUGUGGCUGAUCGCACCAGUGUUCGGGUUUAUCUUCGUGCCUCUGCUCGGCUCGGUGAGCGACCACUGCCGCUGCCGGUGGGGCCGCCGCCGCCCCUUCAUCCUGGCGUUCGGGAUCGCCAUUAUUCUGGGCUUUGCGCUCUUUCUGAACGGCGACGCUGUUGUACACGUUAUUGUUGGAGACCACAGCCGUAGCCGCCAGAAAGCAGACCGGGAAAACGCGCAUACCGCAACCCUGGCCGUCAGCAUGUUCGGCGCCAUCUUGUUCGACUUCGCCGCAGACUUCAUCGAGAGUCCGAUCAAGGCUUACCUGCUGGACAACUGUGUGGAGAGGGACCGCAGGCGGGGUCUGGACAUGCAGGGGGUCCUGUCAGGUUUGGGAGGCUUUCUUGGCUACGCCACAGGAGCGAUCGACUGGACCAAACUUGGUUUCCUACCAGGUUCUGAAUAUCACGCGAUAUUUGUUAUUCUGUGUGUUAUCUUCUCCGCCUGCCUCGUGCUCAACCUCUGCAGUAUACCGGAGGUGCCGCUAGGUGCGCUGCAAGUCGGUCCUCAGAAAGGUGCGAGGAGGCAGUCAGUGGGACCGGGAGAACAUGCACUGAAGAAAGACCCCCUAACCGUCAUCGCAGUGGAUCCUAAAUACGGCGUGAUGUACAUGAGCGACGACCCGGCUGUUCUCUCGUGUGAGAAAGGCUUGCAGAAGGUGUUAGUGUCGUCCCUGCAUGGCGGCGGGGACCCUUCUGAUGAAGACUUCGGUAGCGCUUCACAAGACACAGACAACCGGGACACACCGGCUACCGAGCUGGCCCAGCGGCUGUCCAUCACCGCCUACUUCAGAUCGAUCCUCCGGAUGCCCAAGGAACUGGCCUGCCUGUGCGUGUCCCACUUCCUCGGCUGGGCGAGCUUCCUGUCCGUCAUGUUGUUCUUCACCGACUUCAUGGGCCGGGGGGUGUACAAGGGGAACCCGAGCGCCCCGGUGGACAGUCCUGACAGGGUCCUGUACGAACAGGGCGUGAUGAUCGGCUGCUGGGGGCUCACCAUCAACGCAGCCUCGUGUGCUCUCUACUCAAUGUCUUUGGAGCGGAUCCUUACCCACCUGUCGUACCGGACCAUGUACAUCUUCGGGUACUUGGCGUUCGGCGCAGGGAUCGGCAGUAUGGCCAUCAUCGCCCAGCUGACGGAGGUGCGCUGGGAGAUCAUCUUCCUGUGUCCGGUCAUGGGGAUUAUGUACGGCACCCUCAACAACAUCCCCUACAAACUCAUCUCACGGUACCACACACGGGACAAGUACAUCCGUACCGGCGUGGACGGGUCGGAGCGCCGCGGCAUGGGGAUCGACUGCGCGCUGGUGUCCUUCCAAAACCAGCUGUCUCAGAUCGUCAUCGGCGCCAGUAUGGGCUCCAUCGUGGCCGCCGUGGGCAGCGUCAUCUCCGUGACGGUGUGCUCCAGCGUGCUGGCCUUCACCGCCUGCAUCGCCGCAGCCUUACUGGUGCACUACGACGUCGACGGCCGAGAGGACACACUAAACUACGUGUAACAAGUUUGAACUGCACUUUCCAACACAACAAAUUGGACUCACCCAAAUUUUCGACCGUACAACUCCAGUCUUUGUCAAGAAA
Molecule: messenger RNA, 1855 nt
Organism: Branchiostoma belcheri (Belcher's lancelet)
Lineage: Eukaryota; Metazoa; Chordata; Leptocardii; Amphioxiformes; Branchiostomatidae
Product: membrane-associated transporter protein-like
Exons: 6
Coding region: 31-1773 (580 amino acids)
Biological process (GO): transmembrane transport
Cellular component (GO): membrane
Molecular function (GO): sucrose:proton symporter activity
Source: RefSeq, a predicted model, not a curated record